UGCCUACUUCCCAGUUGUUAACUUUUGUUAAGUCUCAAAAUUGAACAACACCCCUACUCCAAAAUUGUGUGUCCCCAUCUUCUCUCUUAGGAAUCCCCCCUUUUCUCAUUCACACUCAUACUCUGCAUCUCUCCUUCUGUAGGCAGAGGAAAGGAAACGGGGGGCAGUGGGUGACGCCGGACGCCGGCCGCCGAGGGGUGCCAAUGGAAUCCAAUGAGCAGGGUGGCGCGGGGCAAGGAGCAGGAAACACGGACUUCCAUCUCCCCGACGAGAUCCUGUCCGUCAUACCCACUGACCCGUACGACCAGCUUGAUCUCGCCCGCAAGAUAACCUCCAUGGCUAUCGCUUCCAGGGUCUCCUCCCUCGAGUCCGAUGCCGGCCGCCUCCGUCAGAAGCUUCUCGACAAGGACCGCCUCAUCUACGACCUCCAGGAGCGCGUUUCCGCCCUCACCCAUGCCUGCCAGGAAGCUGAUUCCAGGUGCAAGGCUGCUCUUGAUGAAAAUAUGAAGCUUUCGAAGGAGAGAGACCAAUUAGCAGCAACAGUGAAAAAGCUGAGUCGAGAUUUUGCAAAGUUGGAGUCAUUUAAGAAACAACUGAUGCAGUCAUUGACUGAUGACAGUCCAUCUCAAGCCGAGACCAUAGAUAUUGGAACCUGUGACCAGUCAGUUCCAAAGGCAUAUCCUGAUAAGGAUGAUGUUGCAAGUGGCUAUACAGUAUAUCAUUCAUAUGGUGGUCCUGCAGAUGUUGGUAAAACAAGGGAUGAAGCUUCCAGGUAUUCUGGUCAAAGGUUUUCUUUGACCCCAUAUAUCACACCACGCCUUACUCCAACUGGAACUCCAAAGGUGAUCUCAACAACUGAAUCUCCUAGAGGUUAUUCUGCUGCUGGUUCACCCAAGAAAACCUCUGGUACUAUUUCUCCUACAAAACUUCCUUAUGAAGCACGAUCAUCUCUCUCUGCGUGGUAUUCAUCUAGUCAGCAGUCAUCAGCAGCAAACUCUCCACCUCGGGGUCGAUCUGUUCCAGGUCGUACCCCGAAGAUAGAUGGAAAGGAUUUUUUUCGUCAAGCUAGGAGUCGUCUUUCAUAUGAGCAGUUUAGUGCAUUUCUUGCUAACAUAAAGGAAUUAAAUGCUCAGAAGCAAACACGAGAGGAAACUUUAAGAAAAGCUGAUGAGAUAUUCGGGGCAGACAACAAAGAUCUUUACCUAUCUUUUCAAGGACUUCUUAAUCGGAAUGUACGUUAGUUGAUACUGAAAGCAACUUGGCCAGGAAUCAUUUAAACUGAUUUCGAGCUUGGAACAUAUGACUGGCGUCGGAAGUGACUCUAUUUGGGUUCCUAGUUGUUCUGCGUCCACUGUAGGAUUAUAAUGUUUUCACCUUCAUUGAUGAUUACUUAUGCUGUAGUUGGUUAUAUUAUUGCAGAGUUGGUUUAAUACUUGCUAAUA
This is a messenger RNA of Arachis stenosperma, 1442 nucleotides long. RefSeq lists its product as uncharacterized. NCBI's taxonomy places the organism in Eukaryota, Viridiplantae, Streptophyta, Magnoliopsida, Fabales, Fabaceae. The record is from RefSeq and is a predicted model, not a curated record. The transcript has 10 exons. Bases 204 to 1241 code for a protein of 345 amino acids.